Didymodactylos carnosus is the source of this 807-nucleotide messenger RNA. The record is from the annotation of a GenBank genome assembly. NCBI's taxonomy places the organism in Eukaryota, Metazoa, Rotifera, Eurotatoria, Philodinida, Philodinidae.
AUGAGCGAUAAUAUACAACUCUUCAAAGAAUAUGUAAACUUUACAAAUGUAAAACCUUUAUUUUAUCGUUUACUUCUGCAUCCAGGUAUAACAGAGUUAAGUUUGGAAGAAUUUAUGAAACAGACUGUCGCACUUGCUAGACAGUUGCAAGUUGUUGAAAAUAAACAAAAUAUCAUAGAAAUUGUAGUUUUUUUUGAUGAAGUCAAUACAUCAUCUCGUCUGGGAUCAUUCAAAGAGAUGUUUAUGGAUCGAUCACUACGUGGGCAAUUAUUACCUAAUAAUAUAUUUUUCACUGCAGCAAUAAAUUCUUACAGUGAAAGAAAUCAAGCUAAACCAGCAACGGAUCAGUCAAAUAUUAUUCAACGAAGAGAUUAUCUUGUACAUGACUUACCACAAACUUUGCAAUUUCUAAAAUGUUCUUACAGUACGUUACCAAUCAGUCAAUCAAGAAUGUAUGUUGAACGAAAUAUUGAAAUGUAUCAUGUUAAAUGUAUUCAGAAUAUGCCACUUGAAGAAUAUACACGUGAUACUCUUUGUAAUGCAAUUCUAGACGCUCAAGAAUUCUGUUUAAAACGUUUGGGAGGAAAUUUGGUCAGUCAACGUGAAAUUGAACGGUGUUUUCAAAUAUUUAGCUUUUUUUGGACAACAAAAUAUACGGAUGAAACUGAGAAAAAGCCAAUCGUCUGCAUUGCAUUAGCGAUUGCAGUGGUGUAUUAUUUUCGUUUACCAACAAAAGACGAUCGUCAACAAUGCAACGAUUUAUUGAGUCCAACACGUGAAGAAUUCUCAACGGUUACAAUAGCGUGA